AUGUCUAAAAGUACGCUGAAGGCUUUGCUAAAACGUGAACGGCAGUUAUAUGUCAUUUUUGAUGGUACGGAUAGAUUCAUCCAAACCUAUCAGAUUGAUAGUGAUCGGUGUCAAUUAAGUUCGAGAUUGCAUGUGAUUGAUACUGUGUACAGUGAGUUUUUUGAAAUACGGAGCAAAAUUGAACUUUUGCUGGAUGAAGCGGAUGAGAAAGAACAGAAAGAUGCUGACAGCGAAGUCAAAGGAGAAAUUGCCAAGCAACGCGAAGAGGAAAACGACAAGGUUCUACAGCAAUUCGAUGACCGAUACUUCGCCAUCCGAGGUGACCUCCUUAGACUCCAAGGUGAUAAGGAUGCCUUAGGUGUGAACACAACCAGCAACAGUCCGAGUCAGUCUGCGUCAGGGAAUACUUCAAGAGUAAAGCUGCCAGAGAUACGUUUGCCGUCCUUCAGUGGAAAAAUAAGAGAGUGGAUUACAUUCCGGGAUUCCUUCCGAAGCCUUAUCCAUGACAACGAGCAUCUGACGUCUAUGGAUAAGUUUACGUACCUUCGUUCCUCUCUACAGGGUGAUGCACUGAAGGAAAUCAACAACAUCGAGCUUUCAGAGGCAAACUACGACGUCGCCUGGAAAACUUUGCAAGUUCGUUAUGAAAAUAAGAAGCUGAUUGUGAAGGCUCAUCUCGACGCUCUUUUCGCCCUCGAACCGCUUAAAAAGGAGAAUUAUGACGGUCUGAACUUCCUCAUCAGCGAGUUUGAGAAAAACUUGAUGAUGUUACAGAAAAUCGGAGAGCCAACGGAGUCUUGGAGCACAAUAUUAGUCUACAUGUUGUGUUCUAGACUAGAUUCUGCAACAUUGCGCCAAUGGGAGACGCAUUACGGGUCUAAGGAGGUCCCAACGUACGAAGAGCUGCUUCUGUUCUUGCAAGGUCACUGCUCUGUUCUCCAAUCAAUCACCUCUGCAAGAAAUCCACCAUCCGAAGCCCGUCAGACGAGAUCAACAGUUUGUAAUACAACCAUCAGAUCAGUUUCACGUUGUCCGUUCUGUGCAGAUCCAUGGCACUCACCGUUCCAGUGUGGCAAAUUUCAACGGAUGAAGGUUCCCGAGCGAAUGGAUGCUGCUAUUCGCAACAAGUUGUGUCGGAAUUGUUUGAUGCCAGGCCACUUCUACCGAAAUUGUGAACGAGGUUCUUGCCAUCAUUGUCAGCAGAAGCACCACAGUAUGUUACAUUCUAGAUCCUCCGUUCCACAGCCGCAGUUUUCGGCACAAUACCGACAGCAGAGUCAAACGCGUUCGGCGCAACAGAUACCGUUUCAAUCGCAACCGCAACCAAUGAAUCAACAGCAACAACACAACUCAAGACCAAUACAGCAUGCGCACACCACUACACAGCAUGCACAAACCCACUCACACAACACAAACACAAAUCCAGACAACGCACAAGCCACCACAAGUCAGAAUUACGUAGCACUUCCGUUUAUACCGUCUCGUAAUAUUUUACUGUCCACGGCGAUGAUCCGAGUCAAGGAUCGUUUUGGAAAUACACUUCUGGCACGUGCGCUGCUAGAUUCGUGUUCUCAGCAUUGUUUGAUGACACGUGAAUUCUCUCGACGGCUUAAGUUCCAUGAAACCCCAACGUUUUUGUCGGUGCAAGGCAUCGGCUCGUCUCAAAUGGUUUCAACGAAGUUAGUUUCCGCAGAAGUUGGUUCCAGAUCCUCCAGAAUUUCACAGUUUAAAGAAUGGAUGCAAUUUUUUGUACUGCCAAGGUUGACAGUUGAUCUGCCUACUGCUGCUUUUGAUCCUUCGAUCCUUACGCUGCCGGGUUCGGCCUGUUUAGCAGAUCCUGGGUUUUAUGAGUCUGGUCCAAUUGAUGUUAUUAUUGGAGCCGAAUUUUAUAUGGAUUUAUUGUCAGAUGGAAGAAUGAAGCCGUUAGAGAACGGACCCACAUUACAGAAUACAGUUUUUGGUUGGAUUGUGUCUGGUAGAUUGCCUAAUAAUCAAAAUACAGUUUCUCAGUCAGAAGUUUAUGUCUGUUCAGUCGGUGAUAUUCAAGAUCAGCUCACACGUUUUUGGGAGCUCGAAACAUGUCAUGUUCGCAGCGUUCAGUCGAUUGAAGAGUCAGCUUGUGAAGAGAUUUUUAAGAAUACUACUGUCAGAGAUGAGUCAGGAAGAUUUGUUGUAACGUUACCCAAAAAAGAAGGCUUUUUGAAUCGAAUUGGAGAUUCCAGAGUUAUCGCCACGAAACGGUUUUUGAGUUUGGAGAAACGAUUAUCAAUGGAUUCUGAAUUGAAAAGGUUGUAUUCUGAAUUUAUUCACGAGUAUCAGAGUCUUGGUCAUAUGUCAGAAGUUAUCGACAGCUCAAGUCAGUUGAAUGAAGUUUGCUACUAUUUGCCGCAUCACGCAGUUCUUAAGCCCGAAAGUACCACGACAAAGUUACGGGUGGUUUUCGACGCUUCCUGUAAGUCGUCGACAGGAGUCUCUUUGAAUGAUGCGCUUAUGGUUGGCCCGGUUGUACAAGAUGAGCUGAUCGAUAUUGUUUUGCGAUUCAGAUUGUGUAAGUUUGCGAUUGUGGCAGAUAUUGCCAAAAUGUACCGUAUGAUCCAAGUUCAGAAAUCAGACCAAAAAUUGCAGAAAAUUCUUUGGCGGGACUCCACCGAUCAACCUCUUCGCACCUACGAGUUGUUAACAGUAACUUACGGAACAGCGUCUGCGCCUUACUUGGCAACAAAGUGUUUGCAAGUCCUAGCCGAUCAGGGUUCUAAAACUCAUCCCUUAGCGUCGAAGAUUUUGAGUCGUUGUUUCUACGUCGAUGAUAUGCUUGCUGGAGUUGACAGUAUCGAAGAAGGUGUACAGUUAGUCAAAGAAAUGUCAGAAUUAAUGGACUCAGCAGAGAAGGCCUAUGGGGCCUGUAUUUAUGUCAGAACUGUGUCAGAAUCGGGAGAAACUGUUGUUCAAUUGAUGACCUCAAAAUCACGAGUUGCCCCUCUAGAGAAUCUCCAGAAAAAGAAGAAACGUCAGUCAAUUCCAAGGUUAGAGCUAUCGUCUGCAUUACUGCUUGCUCACCUGUUUGAGAAGCUCGUGAAAGGCACGGAGCUGUCUUCUUUCAAAUCGUUUUUCUGGACAGAUUCGAUGAUAGUCAAAUGUUGGCUUGCAUCUUCACCGUCAAGAUGGACUAAUUUUGUGGCAAAUCGGGUGUCCGAAAUCCAGCAUAUUACACGGUCGGGCGUGUGGAGUCAUGUCGCAGGCACAGAAAACCCAGCGGAUAUCAUAUCGCGAGGAAUGACCCCCGCUCAGUUACAGUAUCAGUCUCUUUGGUUUCAUGGUCCCAGUUGGUUACGAUUGGAGGAAUCGCAUUGGCCUCAACCUCCACAAGUUUGCCCAGAAAUACCCAGUUCCAUGCUCGAAGAGAGAGGAGCUGUCACUGCUGUCACUGAUUCUUUGACAACCAAUGAGAUAUUUGAAUUAAGAGCCUCACUUGUAGAUUCCAUUCGGUUGACCGCGUACUUUUUGCGAUUUCGUUUCAAUUCGCAAAAGUGUAACAACAGUAACAGAAAAGUCGGAUAUUUGUCAGCAUCAGAGUUAGAAGAAGCCCUUCAGUGCUUAGUCAGAUUGUCCCAAAAAGAAAGUUUUCCGAAGGAAUAUGCAGAUUUGUCGAAUAACCGUCAGAUUUCAGUCAGUUCAAAGUUGCUGUCUCUCAAUCCACGCAUGAUGAAUGGAAUAAUUUGUGUCGGUGGUCGAUUAGAGAAUGCAGCAAUCUCUGAAACUAGAAAACAUCCGUUUAUCUUAGACUACAAACAUCCGCUUACCAGAUCAGUCAUGUCUUAUUACCAUCAGAAGUUGUUUCACGCUGGACAGCAGCUUUUAAUCGCAACAGUUCGUCAGAAGUUUUGGCCAAUUCAUGCAGGCAGUUUGGCUCGGUCAGUAAUCCAUAAUUGCGUACGUUGUUUUCGUGCUAGACCCAAAAUUCAAGAACAGCUUAUGGCUGAUUUACCACCGGAAAGAGUGACACAAAACCCAGUAUUUCAACGUGUGGGAGUAGAUUACUGCGGCCCAUUCCUUGUCACUUACCCCCAACGUCGAUGUCGCCCGGUGAAGUUCCUGCAGGCUGCAAACAUAACAUCGUUGACAAUCCUCUCUAGGACCUUCGAGCAGGCAGCUAGUGAUGUGACACCACGAUAA
Molecule: messenger RNA, 4173 nt
Organism: Uranotaenia lowii
Lineage: Eukaryota; Metazoa; Arthropoda; Insecta; Diptera; Culicidae
Exons: 3
Coding region: 1-4173 (1390 amino acids)
Source: RefSeq, a predicted model, not a curated record